This is a messenger RNA of Fimicolochytrium jonesii, 5329 nucleotides long. RefSeq lists its product as uncharacterized. The record is from RefSeq and is a predicted model, not a curated record. Bases 191 to 5239 code for a protein of 1682 amino acids. The transcript is spliced from 9 exons. Lineage: Eukaryota; Fungi; Chytridiomycota; Chytridiomycetes; Spizellomycetales; Powellomycetaceae.
GAGUUGUGUGAGACAAACUCCUGAGGCGAAAGGAACCUGAGAGUGGACGAGACCAGGUGGGGCCUUUUAUAUACUAUGGCGGAGCGGGAGGUGGGCGGGACUUGGAAGGACAUUUCUGCGCCAUAGCAAUUUCGCGAAACAUGACGCCAAACGCGCUGUCAAGCAUCGUCAAUCGCAUCACAUAUUCAACAUGCUCAGACUGUUGGUCUUCGCGGUUGCGCUUCUUGGCAGCAUUGCUGCGGUGUACGCCGAGUGCAGCGGCGGGUUCAAUUUCACUUGCCCUACAGGCCAUUUCAUCAAUGGAAUCAAAGGUUAUGUGCAAAAUGGAGGUUAUACUCUGUUGGGAUUGUCCUGUACGGGUGGUACUACGUACGGAAACUACAGCGCUACAAUCCCUGUAAAUGUCAGUCUGUCCAUGGACGAGCAGGGCUCCGGGAAGUACUGGAUGGUUGGACUAGAAACCGUGCAGGCUACGUGCGCCAAUCAGGUCUUGUCCUUCCAGUUGUCACAAUAUGAUGCAAGCGGCUAUUACAGCCAAAGAACGUAUACGACCCAGACCUACCCAUCCUGGCGUACGACAAGUUGCUCAUCCCAACCAUCGCAACAAUAUGUCAAUUCAAUCAGUGCGAUUGCGACAUCCCCGUUUCUCGCUGGAGUUACGGUUUCGUGCACGGAUCCCUACGCUUGGACCCCCUUCCCCAAUCCCGUUCUGGUCCGCGCCUACGGUGCUACAACCAUCACUCCCAAGAUAUUUCAAUACACCUCAAAGCGAGUGGGCGACAACGGCACAGUAUGGACACUCGGGGGAGAUCCAACAACAGCGAGUCAGUUUGGGUACUUUGCGAUGAACGGUGUCAUGGCGUCUACAUGCACACAAGCAGAUAUCAACAACGGGAACCUGACGUUCGUUGCGGUCGGCCAAACGGGUGACGGCGGGUACUAUAGCCCCAAUCCAAGGUAUCCGAAUGGUCCCGUUCAGACGUACAUAUACACGCCCGUCAGCACCAGCAAGUAUUUCGGUGGUUCGAUACGAGAUGGGAGCCAAUACUAUGUUCCGUACCUUUCAAUCAGCAUCAAGUUGAAUUGGGCGCCGACUGUCGCAACUCCGGCAGCACUGCUUACCGCUCAAAACCAGCCCGUGCUGCUGGACACUGCUUUCCUCCGGGCCACCGAUCAAGAAGAAAGUUCCGACAACCUGUUAUGGGCAGUAACCGAUUCGUCUUUCCGUCGAACUGGGAGCAUUUUUGUCCUGCCGCCAGACUUAUCGUCUAACGCAGUCAUUCUAGGCGACGGAGCGACAUUCCGACAGACCGAUGUGUCCGCUGGGAAAAUUUACUUCGUUCCCGUGGCAAGCUUUACUGGCAGUUUCUCGUUGGCGUUAUCGGUCACGGACGGUGUCAAGCCUGUCCCAGUCACCUUGCAAGGGGUGAUCGCAACCCCCAACUGGGCUUCCAAGCCGGUCAGAUGGGUCUGGCCGAAAGGCACAGCGCCGAAGAUUCUCGGGUUGUCCAGUUUGGCAAAUCCUGACCCCAGCGGGAACCUCACCGAGAUCAAAUGCACGAUCAAAGCACUCGAUUCGGUGGUCCUGAGUGUGCUCACCAGCACGGGAUGGAUGCCGUUGGCCGUCGGAGACGAGUUCGCGUUCAGCAAGGUCGCUUUCCGUCAAAUCCAGAUUGGUGUUCCCAGCGGCUUUGUUGGAAACGCAUCGUUCACUUACAACGUCAUCGGCACCUCGCAACCAGGCAGUGAUCCCACAUCCGGCACCAUUCAGAUCGUCUCCGAUGGUCCGCCCACGAUUACCCUAAAGACCAUCACUGCACCGCAGGUGUCUAACCGGAUAAUCGUCAACAGCACCUACUUUCUCGCGUCGGACGUCGAGACUUGGGAUCCGGCUGCGAUCCGGAUGUCGCCAUAUGCGUACUCCUCUGCUAUAGGCAUGAAUCUGCAGAUAUUCAGGAACGGCCAAUGGGCAAGCGCGUACUUUACGGGAAUAACAUUCAGUCAGGCGGAUUUCAACGCUGGCAACAUCGGCAUCGUCUUCGAUAGUUCGCAGACCGGCUAUGGGUACUUUGAAAUGUUUGUGUCGGAUGGUGUCAAUCCCGCAGUCAUUGCCAGAUUGCCUGUCAACCAUGUGGCUGCCCCCAGAGUGACCUUAACAGGAUUGACGAUCUCAUUCAACGGGUCGGUGACACUCUCUCCUACUUACGUCUCUGCCACGAGCUCGUAUGCGGCGGCUGCUAGUCUUGUCUACACCGUUACCAAACUCCCCGCUUCAGGAACGCUGUUAAACGGUAAUGUCUCUCUGGCGGUUUCGUCCCAGUUCAAGCAGGACGAUAUCCAGAAUGGAAGAUUGCAGUACACGACUUCAGCGUCCUAUAACGGGAGCACCACGCUUGGCCUCGACCUUUCCGACAGCGUGCAGGUUUCCCACAUCGACUAUCCGAUUCACGUUAAUGCGGUACCGUAUCUUCCGCCCGUGGGCACACUGUCUUGUGCCCGUGGAUCGUUCCUGGUUCUUGAUGCGUUGCAAACCGUUGAUCCGGAUAGUUCACCGUUCAACAUCACCUUUGCAUUGACUGCAGUGCCGCUGCUUCAUGGCUGCAUUGAGAAGUGGACUGCAGGAAGGUGGGGCUGCGUCACCACUUGGACACAGAGCGAUCUGAAUACUAAGAAUAUCAGGUAUACCGCGGCGCCGAAUAACACCUACCUCGGACCCGAGAUCAUCCAAUUCACCAUCAAAGACCUUAUCGACACCCACCCGGUUCCGAUCACGCUGAACAUGACGAUCGUCCCAGCGCCGGUGGUGCCUGUGAAUCAAUACGUAGUUCUAAGCGCCGUGACCGGCGGAAAGCAGACAUCUGUUCUCUCAUCCUCGAACCUCCUGGUGUCGUCCACUGAUACGGGUCCUGCUGCACUCACCUACACCGUGACCGGCACGACACUUCCCCCCGGCUCGCUGUUCUUCGAGGUCUUCCGGGCGGGAUUGUGGAUCCAAGUUCCUGUAAACGGGAUAUUCACGCAAGAUGAAGUCAACCAGCAGUUUGUCCGGGUGACCCGAACCGCACCCGCCGAAGACAUCUUUGUGUGGAACCUAACCGCCGCUAGUCCACUCAGCCAAGCGACGAUCGGUUUCAAGGUGCGCUAUCACCUGUUCCCAACCAUCACGACAAACGUCCCUUUGGUGGUCAAUUGGUACUCUGGCGCGGAUAUUAGGAACUCGUCCCUGAAUGUGUCCAGUACAUCUGUAUUCAAUCGGUCCGCUUUUCUGUACAAUGUGACGACAAAACCUGGACGGGGAGAUUUGUCGGCUAAGGUGUUUACGCAGGCGAUGUUGGACGCGGGACAGGUGCGAUAUACGCAUCUCAGGGACAACCGGCCUAUCAAUGUUACAGAUUCGUUCAACUUCACGCUUUCCGAUGGAGUUGGCACGGCAAUCAAUGGCUCUUUCACCAUAAGUUUCCACAACGUGGCCCCGUCGCAAUUAUACAACAGCACUUUGGCGUCGUACCCCACCUCGCCAACUCGCCAGCUCACAGCCGACCUGCUGUCCUGGUCCGACCCCGACGGGCCGCAGGAUCUCUCGUUCGUGCUGACGAGCGUGCCCGUCGGCGGCAACCUCACGUUGAACGGCACGAUGCUGACGCCCGGAGACGGAUGGACGUACACCAACAUGAACUCGCUCUUCGCGGCUUCUGGUCUAGCCACCCAGUCUCUGCAGCCGCUCUCGCUGACGUUCACAUACAUGGUGUUGGACGGUCUGAACGCGCCUGUUCCCGGGUUUUCUAACAUCACGUUCAUACCGCCUCUGAUUCUCCCCACGGUCCCCAAAGUCAUCCUCUGUGAUACCGCGAGGAAGGAUAUAAACGUUUUUUCCUGCUUUAUCGACAAACAGUAUACGAAGGCCGUAUCCUGGUUCCCGCCCGGUAGCAUCACGUGGAAGGUGCCUCCAUAUUCCUGGACGAUGUACUGGUUCGACACGUCGUACAGCAUGUUGAGCGGCAGUUAUUCCCAAAACUCGGUUGCGGCCGGGCUGAUUAUGCAAAGAUACCAGGCGGGCCUUACUGGCAAGACAGAAACCUUCCAGCUGGAAGUCACUGACAACUUGAACCCGUCGCAAUGGAUAUCAUACGUUUUCCAGUAUCAGUCCCGCCCGUACGUGCAAAACAACGAGGUGACAUUCGGCUACGCCGCCAAGGGAGGCUUGAUACCGACCUCGGCGCUCUCGUGGCUCGAUCUGGACAACACGACAGACACGUUGGCGUUCACGCUCCUCAGCCAGCCGUCCGAGGGCGUCGUGGAGUCUUACGACAAUGCCACGGGCAGCUGGGUAACGGCGACGAACUGGACGAUGGCCGACGUGGGACGGAACUGGCUUCGAGUCCGAUUGCCGUCCACAUACCCCUCGCCCACACCCCCCACGUUCAAUUUCACAUACCAGAUCACCGACGGCAUAUGGACCGUCCCGGCGGCCCCGUUUAUGAUCUACAUUGACGAUAUGCCGCGAGUAACUGUUAACCAGACCCUAGCUGUCAACUGGGGGCAAAUCGACCAAUGGACCCCAAUUUCGAGCCAAUACCUUUAUGUCGCCGACAACAAUCAGCUUAGCCUAAUCACCGUCGUGGUGAGUCCCAGAGUCGGCAGCCUGGCAUACUCCAUGUUUUCAUGGCAAGGCAGGACGUCGACACCGAUUUACAACGCCACGUAUUGCACAUGCAACUUCAGCAUGCCGUGCACCGCGCCAGUGUCGCCGUGCCGAUAUACAUUCUCCGUCGCGGACCUGAUGAUGUCUGACAGGGCCAACCAGGUCCAGUACAGAUCCGUGGAUGUUGGGUCCGGGCUCGAUGGAUUCGAUUACAUGGUGUCCGACGCGCACAACGUCGUCGGUCCGUUCCAUUUUGGAAUCCAGUUGUAUGGGAAAUACCAAUUUCGCAACGACAUCGAUCCUGCGGGAGUUCACAUCGUCACGCCCUUCAACAAAAGCGCCGUCGUCUCGUCCGCGGCCCUGUACGCGUAUGUCCCGAAAGGUGAACUGACGGGCCAGACGGUGACGUACCGUCUCAAAUACGAUUUACCAACGUAUGAUUUGGGCUUUGCGCUCGAGCUGCAACGGAUCGGGCCUGAUGGAUUGACGACGGUUUGGUCCUCCGUUAUGCUUGCGUCCACGGUGUGGACACAGGAUGACAUCAACGACGGGAAUCUAAAGACGGGUACCACACUGGGGAAGGCUUGCUCAUCUUAGAGUUCGGGAAGAUUCCAUAUACAAAAGUCACUGCGGCCGUCCUUCUGCCCGGCGAGUCGUUCACCCGUGACUUUCAGAUCGUCAAGCCCG